AUGAGUGGCGACACAGAUCCCAAGUCUAACGUCGAAAUGGUCGAAAGGCCAGGCCAAAGCGAAGUUCAGCAAGAGUCGGCACCUGUGGAACGUCCAUGGGGAGCCAUUCUCCGCCAUCGCAAGGUGGUCUUGUAUGCGAUCCUCGCCAACAUCGGGCCGCUGAUGUUCGGAUACGAUCUUGUGGUUGUUGGGGCUAUCUCAGCUCUUCCAAAGUUCCGUGAAGAUUUUGGGGAUGGUUACGGCAGAACGUCAAUCCUCCCAGCGCUGUGGCUCGGCUUGUGGAACGGUCUUGUCCAAGCCGGCGCUGCAGGAGGUUCCAUACUCGCUGGGUGGUCCCAAGACCGCUUCGGUCGGCGGGCAACGUUCUUCCUCGGGAGCAUCUUGGGAAUAGCAGGGACAGCUGCAGCUUUCACAUCGGGCAUGCCUUCCGGUACAACUGACAGAAGGGUCUUGUUCCUAUUCGCCAAGAUCAUCAUUGGAAUGGGCUGUGGCGUGCUCAUGUCCGCUUGUCAGACGUACAUCUCUGAGAUCGCACCCAAGAAUCUUCGUGGUGUCUCUUUCGGACACCUCCUCGCGAUCACGAUCGUUUACAACGAAGUCGGCAACCUGAGUUCUGAGUCUUAUCAGAUCCCAUUCGCUACACAAUGGGCAUUUGGCGGAGUAGCCGUCAUCGCCGCUCUGUUGCUGCCGGAAAGCCCGGUAUGGUUGAUCUCCCAGGACAACAUAGAGAAAGCGGAAAAGUCACUGCAAAAGCUUGGAACCGCCGGCGGUCAAAAUAUGCUCCAGAGAAUUCAGGCUACACUAGCGCACGAGGAUGAUGACACGGCCCAGGGCAGAGGUCCCCCAACCUAUCGCGAAUGCUUCCAGGGCGUCAAUCUGCGUCGUACGCGCAUCAUAAUCUUCCUCAACAUCCUUCAGCAGUUCGUGGGCAUGGCACUGUUGCAGAACGGGGCUUACUUCCUUACCAUGGCUGGCAUGUCCGCCAAGUACUAA
Colletotrichum aenigma is the source of this 993-nucleotide messenger RNA. RefSeq names its product MFS transporter fmqE (gene fmqE-3). The record is from RefSeq and is a predicted model, not a curated record. Gene Ontology annotation, molecular function: carbohydrate:proton symporter activity. NCBI's taxonomy places the organism in Eukaryota, Fungi, Ascomycota, Sordariomycetes, Glomerellales, Glomerellaceae. The transcript has 3 exons. Gene Ontology annotation, cellular component: membrane. Bases 1 to 993 code for a protein of 330 amino acids. Gene Ontology annotation, biological process: transmembrane transport; carbohydrate transport.